This is a messenger RNA of Dictyostelium discoideum AX4, 675 nucleotides long. RefSeq lists its product as hypothetical. Lineage: Eukaryota; Evosea; Eumycetozoa; Dictyosteliales; Dictyosteliaceae. The record is from RefSeq and is a predicted model, not a curated record. The coding region runs from base 1 to 675 and encodes 224 amino acids. The transcript has a single exon.
AUGGCCCUAGAUGAUACAGCUCAAAAGGUAAUAGAAGCAUCACUAGAAAACGUAGAUGAACUAACAAGAAUAGAGAAUGAGAUCAAUACACAAUCGAUAAACAAUCAAGAAAUUAAAACAAAAUCAGAAAAACCUAUCGAACCACCAUCUCCAUACAAUACACCAAUAAAACAACACGGCGAAACAAAGGGACUAACAACGGAAGAAAAACUUAGAGAGGCAAAUGAUAUCUUCGACUUCACCAGCCCAAACACUGAUGCAAUAAGAAAAAUAGAAUUCCCACUUUCAAUCCCUUCAAAUCAAUGGUUCUUCUCCUCUCCAAUAAAACAUAUCAUGAGUUUCAGCCCAACCUAUGGUACACCAUCGAAAAUUAUCGAUUCACCAAGUAAAUUGUUAAACACACCAAAAAAGAAACAACAAGACAAAACAAACAAGACCAACAAAACACCAGUCAAACCAAAAUUGGGUGAAUAUGGACAAAAAAGCAUAAAAACAAAAAUGGAUGAAGAUAUAGACAACUUCAACAAGGAAAUUCUAAAACAAAUCAAUAAAUCAAAAAACCCCACAAACACACAAGACCAACAACACAACGAACAAAGUAAAGAUCAGUUAGAAGACAAAAUAAACCAGAAACUUCAAAAGGUAGAUAAAAAUCUACCCCAAAUAAAACUAUAA